Molecule: messenger RNA, 996 nt
Organism: Striga hermonthica
Lineage: Eukaryota; Viridiplantae; Streptophyta; Magnoliopsida; Lamiales; Orobanchaceae
Source: the annotation of a GenBank genome assembly
AUGCGACCAAGGAUAUCUUACCAGUCACGUUCAAGUAAACUCGUUCCGUACUUGGCGUUCAUCAUAUUUUCUGCCAUUUGCGUCUUCAAGUUGGAUGUUUUUAUUGCACAAACAAUCUAUACGACUCGAAAUUACCAAGAAAGCAAGACAAGGGAAACUACAAUAAUAAGCCCAACUUUAGACUACAAAAAUGGCACUUUCAACCAGCAAUUCAUCAUCUCAUGGGGCGAGAGCCAUGCCCAGAUACUUGACGAUGGAGAGCUCUUAACCCUCUCUCUCGAUCGGGACUCAGGCUCAGGUUUCCAGUCAAGAAAACAAUUCCUGUUUGGAAGGAUCGACAUGCAGAUCAAACUUGUACCUGGCGACUCUGCAGGCACUGUCACCACUUAUUAUAUGAUGUCCCAAAUUUCGUCUGAAGAUGAUUUUCACGAUGAGAUAGAUUUCGAGUUCCUUGGGAACUCGACUGGCAAUCCUUAUACACUCCACACGAAUGUGUUCAGCCAAGGCAAAGGUGAAAGGGAACAACAAUUCUUUCUGUGGUUUGAUCCAACUGUAGAAUUUCAUACCUAUACCAUUGUCUGGAAUCCCAAGGGCAUCAUAUUCCUUGUGGACAACAUCCCCAUAAGAGAAUACAAGAACCCAGAAAGACUAGGUGUCUCAUUUCCUAAAAACCAGCCUAUGAGAAUAUACUCGAGUCUUUGGAACGCAGAUGAUUGGGCCACACAACAUGGUACGGUGAAAACAAAUUGGACGUUAGCUCCAUUCACAGCUUCUUAUAGGAAUUUCUCGUCAGACGGUUGUGUGUGGUUAAGAGGAACAAGAAGAUCUUCUUGCACAGAUGAUGAUUUUUCGACAAAACCCAUUCUAAAAAUGGAGUUGGAUAGGAGGAGUCGUAUGAGGAUGAAGAGGUUGCAACAAAAGCAUAUGGUGUACGAUUAUUGCAGGGACAAAUGGAGGUUCCCUAAGGGACCUGGUCCUGAAUGCAGGCUUAAUUAG